AUGAGUCCCGACUCGAAUCCCAGCCAGAUCGAAAUGUCUGCCGCCACAAAAGCCAUGCUGGGCAAGGUCCGCAAACUGGUGCCUCCUAUGCUCGAGAAAUUCCACAAGGGACAGCUGGGCCGGGUUGCUGUCAUCGGUGGCAGCGCAGACUAUACAGGAGCGCCCUACUUCUCUUCCAUGGCUUCGGCUCGGCUGGGCUGUGACUUGUCCUACGUCUUCUGCGAGCCCUCCGCGGCCCAGACCAUCAAAUCGUACUCGCCCAACCUGAUGGUGUCUCCGAUUCUCAGAUCGACCGCUUCGAUAUCCCAAGCGCAGAAAGACAAGGAUCCCUCUGGUGAAGACCUGGCAAAACCUAUAUUGGACAUGCUUCCCCGACUGCAUGUGCUCGUCAUUGGACCUGGCUUGGGAAGAGACAUCAUUACGCAGAAACAAGUCAAGGCGGUCAUUGCUGCAGCUAGGAAACACGACCCUCCCAUCCCCAUGGUCCUGGAUGCUGAUGCUCUUUGGCUGGUCCAGACCGAUCCGGAUCUGAUCAAAGGCCACAAGGAAUGCAUCUUGACUCCUAACGUGGUCGAGUUCGGCCGACUCGCCAAGUCCGUGGGCUACGACCAAGGCAAAGGUGAUCCGGAGAAGGCGUGCCAGGAGCUGUCGAAGAUUCUGGGUGGGGUGUGCAUCGUCCAGAAAGGCGCAGUGGACUUCAUCUCCCAAGGCCUCGACACUAUCAUCUGCGAUCUUGAAGGCGGGCUGAAACGGUCAGGUGGCCAGGGAGAUACAUUGACUGGAUCCCUGGGCACAUUCCUCGCAUGGCGUGAGAUCUACCACGAGGGUCUCUGGGAUGUUGGCCCGGAGACGAUGAGUCGAGACGAAACACUACUAGUGGCCGCGUUUGGCGGGGCUUCAAUCACGAGGGAAUGUUCGCGACGGGCUUUCCAGAAGCGCCAGAGGAGCUUGCAGGCAAGCGAUCUCACAGACGAAGUGCACAACUCGUUCCUUGCACUCAUCGGCGAGCCUGACGAGGGCCCCAAGCAAAACCUCUAA
Capronia coronata CBS 617.96 is the source of this 1038-nucleotide messenger RNA. Its product is annotated as YjeF. Lineage: Eukaryota; Fungi; Ascomycota; Eurotiomycetes; Chaetothyriales; Herpotrichiellaceae. Gene Ontology annotation, molecular function: ATP-dependent NAD(P)H-hydrate dehydratase activity. The coding region runs from base 1 to 1038 and encodes 345 amino acids. The record is from RefSeq and is a predicted model, not a curated record. Gene Ontology annotation, biological process: metabolite repair. The transcript has a single exon.